AACAGCCCUGACAUGUUUCUCUAGCUCUUUGUUUCCUCCCACUCAGAUCGACAAGCACAGCGACGGGUGCAACCACUGAGAUUUACUGCGUCGGCAUGUUUUUAGAUCAGAGUUCAAACCGAUUCCUGUUCUGAGGAAGUUUUCAACUUUGUCACUGCUACUGAGAGGGGAAAAUGGCGCAGAGAGGAAUUCAGCUCGACGGAGAUAAUUAUUCCUGUUCCAUCUGUUUGGAUCUGCUGAAGGACCCGGUGACCAUUCCCUGUGGACACAGCUACUGUAUGACCUGUAUCGCAACCCACUGGGAUGGAGAGGAUCACAACAAGAGAAUCCACAGCUGCCCUCAGUGCAGGGAGACCUUUAAGAAGAGGCCCGUCCUGAAGAAAAGCACAAUCUUAGCAGCUCUCGUGGAGGACCUGAGGAACACUGGACUCCAAGCUGAUCCGGCGUACCGCUGCUAUGCUGGACCGGGAGACGUGGCGUGUGACGUUUGCACUGGGAGGAAGCUGAAAGCUGUCAAGUUUUGUUUAGCCUGUCCAGCCUCUUACUGCGAGUUUCACCUCCAGCCUCACUACGACGCUCCACCGCUACAGAAGCACAAGCUGGUGGAGCCCUCCAGGAAGCUCCAGGAGAACAUCUGCUCCUGUCACGAUGCGGUGGCUGGGGUUUUCUGUCACUCUGAUCAGCACUGCAACUGUUCUCACUGCUUGACGGACGAGCAUAAAGGCCAUAAAAAGGCUUCAGCUGCAGCAAAAGUGUCUGAGAAGCAGAAGAAGCUUCAGGCGAGGCGACAACAAAUCCGGCAAGGAAUCUGGAGCCGGGAGAAGGACGUGAAGCUGCUUCAACAGGAGGCGGAGGACAUCGGCGUCUCUGCUGACAGAGCGGUGGAGGAGAGUGAGAAGAUCUUCGCUGAGCUCAUCCGUCUCAUCGGGAAACGAAGCUCCGACGUGCAGCAGCAGAUCAGAUCCCAGCAGGAAACCGAAGUGAGCCGAGUCAGAGAGCUUCAGCAGAAGCUGGAGCAGGAGAUCGCUGAUCUGAAGAGGAAAGACGCUGAGCUGGAGCCGCUCUCGGACACGGAUGACCAGAGCCGGUCUCUCCACAGCCACCCCUCGCCGUCAGCGUUCGGUGAGCCGACACACGCAUCCGGCAUCGGCAUCCGUCCUCGCCGAUACUUUGAGGAUGUGACGGCGGCCGUGUCGGAGCUGCGGGAUAAACUCCAGGACCUUCUGAGAGACGCGUGGACGAACAUCUCGGGGGCGGUCAGCGAGGUGGAUGUUUUACUGUCGGAGCCAGAGCCGAAAACCAGAGCUGGAUUCUUGAAGUAUUGGAAAGAAAUCACGCUGGACCCAAACACGGCGAACAGACACGUGAGAUUGUCUGAGGAGAACAGAAAAGCAACGGUGCUGAAACCACAACAGGCUUAUUCUGACCAUCCAGACCGCUUCACCGCUUGGCUCCAGGUCCUGAGCAGAGAGGGUCUGACGGGUCGUUGCUACUGGGAGGUGGAGUGGACGGGGAAACGGGUUGAUAUAGCUGCUUCGUACAAGUCAAUAGCCAGAGCGGGAAACUUGGACGAGUGCGAGUUUCGCUCCAAUGACAAGUCUUGGUGUUUAUAUUGUGACCGAAGCGGCUACUCGUUUUGGCACGACCGAAAUAAAACCCCAGUUUCGGGUCCCGUCUCGUCCAGAGUGGGAGUGUACCUGGAUCACAGAGCAGGCACUCUGUCCUUCUACAGCGUCUCCGAAACCAUGACUCUCCUCCACAGAGUCCUGGCCAAGUUCACUGAUCCGCUGCACGCUGGAGUUGGGUUUUAUAAGGACGGAAUCUCUGCUAGGUUUAUGAAAUUGAAAUAGGAUUCGAGCUCGGUGUUGUGCCAUUUCUCCACUGCGCUGAGGUUAAGUGGCUUUAAUGCUAUAACCUGGUUGUGAUUUUUCUCCUUUUGGAGUUUGUUUAGGUGUUGCGUCUUCCUGUUUCUGCUUAUUGCUGCUAAGGAGGAUUUUUAUUCACCUGCCCCCUAACCACAGAGGGUGUGCGCGUGUGUGUGUGUGUGUGGGGGGGGGGGAUAACUUAUACACAUUAUGUCAUGAUUCAAUUCUAGCCAAUCAAAUGGUAAAAUGAUGACAUUUAAAGCAAAGGAGUCCUGGUGGUUCUCUAUGCUGGAGUAUGACGCCUGGCUGAAUCACAGCUUUGCGCAGCAACCCUAAAUCAAUGUCACGCCCUGUAUGUACUUGCGUCAUGUGUCACCUAAAAAUAUUCUCAUUCAUGUUAACAUCCCUUAGCAUGCAAGAAAAAUGCCAAAUAUUCUACAUUACACAUUUUUUUUAGAAAAUCAUCAAAACACUUUUCCCCCCUCACACCAGAGAUACCAGAGGGGCUGCUUCUUUUUGAGUCACAUCUAAGUGUGAGCCAAGAGCAUUCUUUCUUCUUUAGCCAAUCCUCCCUGAAGCAAAGUGCUUUACCUAUACUGGCUCAGGAGCGCACACCUCUGAGGAGACAUUUGUCUCGUAACAUUUUCUGCCUUUCUAGGCCAUCAGGCUGGCAGAUCAAGGUCAUGUUCCUGUUUUUGAUGGGCAUGUAUCCCUCUAACGUAACCUGUAUAAAAGACAGACGGUCUCCGCCGAGGGGAAAUGAAUAAGAUAAAAUGGUGAAAUUUGCCCUGCCUAAAUCUUAAUAAUAAAAUCUACCUGUCUAUCACCUGCAUCUAACCUGGAGUCUGGAAACUAGUGGAAGGGCUGAUAAUAACACAUCAGUAGCAGGGCCAGCAGGAAUUAAAUUACAGAAAGUACAGGUUGUUAUCUACAAAUAACAAUAACAUCUUAUAUUCUCCAUGUCAA
Messenger RNA from Fundulus heteroclitus (mummichog), 2831 nucleotides. RefSeq names its product finTRIM family, member 66 (gene ftr66). The record is from RefSeq and is a predicted model, not a curated record. The transcript has a single exon. NCBI's taxonomy places the organism in Eukaryota, Metazoa, Chordata, Actinopteri, Cyprinodontiformes, Fundulidae. Gene Ontology annotation, molecular function: protein binding. The coding region runs from base 174 to 1850 and encodes 558 amino acids.